Chrysemys picta bellii (western painted turtle) is the source of this 3329-nucleotide messenger RNA. Lineage: Eukaryota; Metazoa; Chordata; Testudines; Emydidae. The record is from RefSeq and is a predicted model, not a curated record.
UAGUGCUUCCAUGACCUCAUCUUGUGUGAAGGGGCUAACUUCCUGGAAGGAGGAGGCUUGGCUUGUUCCUAGUGUCCCUUGAGCCUGUCCCAGAUGCCCUUCACCCCAGGUUUGCGUUUGUUUUUCUCCCUCCCAGUGUUGUCUUUAGGUUUUGUUUUCAGUCCCCAGACUAACAUGGAAGGAAGUGAAUUAACAUCUAAUGUUUUGUUGUUUCAGAGGUUUUUUAAAUCACUACACUCUAUGUGAAAGUCGUGGGGGUUUCACACACCAGUGUGGUCAACAGGCUCCAGAAGCCCCAGAAAUGACGUCCACUCCUAGUCUAGCCUCAGAGAAGAACUUCAGAGGAAGGAAAUGCAACUUCAUAAACAGCAAACCACAGACACUAAUGGGGAGCAGAGGCAGACCUGCAGGUUAAUAAAUUCCCUGCAAGAGAAGCCCACACAUCCUCACCUCUCUGGGAUUCAAGAAUGAUUUCGACUUUAGUCUUCAUUUUUCUCCUAAGCCUCUGUUGUCCUUUUGCAUCAAGUCAGAUGACAAGUGUAGGAGUAGGAGGGGAUGUCGGGCACCAGAUGCUCGCAGAGAUGAGAGAGACGAACCUGGCGCUGAAGGAAGUCAGAGAUUUGCUGAAGCAGCAGAUUAAGGAGAUCACGUUCCUGAAAAACACAGUCAUGGAGUGCGACGCCUGUGGCAUGCACCCAGGGGCAACUGGCCCAGGGAUCAGCAUAACACGAUUUCCCAGAUGUUUACCAAACCCUUGUUUCCCUGGAGUUACCUGCACAGAGACUGACUCUGGCUUUCACUGUGGACCCUGCCCCCUGGGCUUCACUGGCAACGGGACCCACUGCACAGAUAUCAAUGAGUGCAGCGCAAACCCCUGCUUCCCAAGAGUCAACUGCAUUAACACUGCCCCUGGCUUCCAUUGUGACCCCUGUCCCACCGGCUACACUGGACCAGCACCCCAAGGGGUUGGGUUAGCGUUCGCCAGAGCCAACAAACAGGUUUGUACAGACAUCAAUGAAUGUGAGACGGACAGCGCCAGGGCUUGCGUCCCAAACUCCAUCUGCAUCAACACUCGGGGAUCCUACAAGUGCGGGUCCUGUAAGCCUGGCUUUGUUGGGGACCAGACUGCUGGGUGCAGAAGCCAGGCGGAGAGACGCUGUCCCAACGGGGAACUCAGUCCGUGCCAUGAGAGAGCUCGCUGCAUCGUUGAACGGGAUGGGACCAUCUCGUGUGUGUGCAUUGUCGGGUGGGCCGGGAACGGCUACGUCUGCGGGAGAGACACAGACAUCGAUGGAUUCCCAGAUGAGAAGCUGCGCUGCACAGACCGAAAAUGCCGCAAGGAUAACUGCGUGACCGUCCCCAACUCCGGCCAGGAGGAUGCGGACAGGGAUGGCAUCGGCGACGCGUGCGAUGACGACGCUGAUGGAGAUGGGAUAUUAAAUGCAGAGGACAACUGCGUCCUGGUGCGCAACACAGACCAGCGCAACACGGACAAGGAUAGCUUCGGCGACGCCUGCGACAACUGCCGGCACGUGAAGAACAACGACCAGCGGGACAGCGACAGUGAUGGGAAGGGAGACGCGUGUGACGAUGACAUAGAUGGAGACAAGAUCAAAAACAUGGUGGACAACUGUAAAAACACCCCCAACCCUGAUCAGAAAGACAGCGAUGGGGACGGAGUGGGGGACGUGUGUGACAGCUGCCCCACCAUCAGUAACCCAGACCAGAAAGAUACUGACCACGACCUGGUGGGGGAUCUGUGCGACACCAACCAGGACCGGGACGGGGACGGCCACCAGGACUCCCAUGAUAACUGCCCCUCGGUGCCCAACAGCUCCCAGCUGGACACAGACCACGACGGGAUUGGAGAUGAAUGUGAUGACGACGAUGACAAUGAUGGGAUUCCGGAUCUAAGGCCUCCCGGCCCUGACAACUGCCGGCUAGUCCCCAACCCCGGACAAGACGAUUCAGACAGUGAUGGUGUGGGAGAUCUUUGUGAAGAUGACUUUGACAGUGACCAGGUGAUUGACAGAAUCGACGUGUGCCCAGAGAAUGCAGAAGUGACUCUGACAGAUUUCAGGGCUUUCCAGACAGUUGUGUUGGACCCUGAGGGCGACGCACAGAUUGAUCCCAACUGGAUUGUCCUCAAUCAGGGCAUGGAAAUUGUCCAGACCAUGAACAGCGAUCCUGGCCUGGCUGUGGGUUACACUGCAUUCAACGGGGUGGAUUUUGAGGGCACCUUCCACGUGAACACUGCCACAGACGACGAUUAUGCAGGCUUUAUCUUCGGUUACCAAGACAGCUCCAGUUUCUAUGUGGUGAUGUGGAAGCAGAUGGAGCAGACAUACUGGCAGGCAAACCCCUUCCGAGCAGUAGCAGAGCCCGGAAUUCAGCUGAAGGCAGUGAAAUCUAAUACAGGGCCAGGAGAAUAUCUCCGUAAUUCCCUUUGGCACACUGGAGACACAACAGACCAGGUCAAACUGCUAUGGAAAGACCCCAGGAAUUCCGGCUGGAAGGACAAGACCUCGUAUCGUUGGUUCCUACAGCACCGGCCUCAAGUUGGAUACAUCAGGGCUCGCUUCUAUGAAGGCCCUGAAAUGGUAGCAGACAGCGGAGUCGUCCUUGAUACAACCAUGCGAGGGGGUCGUCUGGGGGUCUUCUGCUUCUCCCAGGAGAAUAUUAUCUGGUCCAACCUGCGUUACCGCUGCAAUGAUACCAUUCCUGAAGAUUAUGAGAUAUUCCGAACGCAGCUGGACCAGCCCAGGGCUUAAAUGUUGUCCAUCAAAAUUUGCUUUAAAAAAGUACUCAGCUAUCCACUACUGCAGCUCUGAUAUACUGUAUAAAGAACUAUGUAAUGUACCACUGCACUCUGUACAGCAGCAGGUGUCACUGCCUAUCGGGCAUCUUUUCUACAACAACAAAUCUCUGUAACUGCUAUGAAAGUCUAUUGGAAUUGCAGAGAUUUUAGGUGCUGGAAGGAGAUUCAUAAAUGAAGUGUGAAUAGAAGCCAAAAAUGACGACUGUGCUGUUAACACUAGUCUGCCACACAGCCUGGAAACAGAUGUGCUGAGACGCUACCUGCUAUGGCUGGAACUAUUUGAAUAACUGUCCCCUACAUAGUGGCUCUGAAGCCUUAAAACAUUUUUACACUUCGCCUCCUGUUAGCUCAUGUCCCAUUACUGGUCAGGCCAGGAAAUGUCAGUUUGAAAAGCACACGUACAUUAGAGAUGGGCAGGAUGUUUGAAUUACUCGUGGAACACAAAAGGCACUUUAAAAGGGCACCUUAAUUCUGGAAUAAUUUGGAAAAUAAACAACACUAAUAGACUUAA